AGGAAAGGAUGAAUAUCUAGCACGCUCACAGAACUGAUUGGCGCCAGGGCUGUUGUGGCCUUCCACAGGAAACUCACCAAAACCCCACAGAAUAUCUGCCCACUUGCAUGAUUUCAACCUACCAGUGCCUCUGAUCUUCAGACAGCUUUGUGGAGCAUUUAGCAAAGCUGCAAAAAUUUGUUUUACAGGGGAAACCACCUGGGCAUUGUGCUAGCUCUGAACCCACGCUCCGUGAAGGAAGAGCUCUACUAUUUUGGAUAUGUGCAUUUCCCUGACUCAAGAAUCAUGAACACGAAAGCCAACAGGAAAACAGCAGAAUAUCACCCAGCAGAUUCAAACAGCAGGAAAAUAGCUUUGCCAAAAAAUAAAUCUUGCCCAAACAUACAUGAAGUAAUGAAUCUGAAUAUACAUCCAAAAGAAAAGAGAACUAUUCCUGCUAACACCUUUCAUUCUAGUGAAUACUUGACAAUGAAGGGCAGGAGUGACUUACAGCUUUCCUCUGAGCUAUCCGAGGAGGAAGACAAUAUGUACGAGACUGUAAAUUCUUCAGUGCUGGAGGCCAUUCAUUCUUUGAGAAUCCUUCCUGCCAAACCUCUACAAGAAUCUGAAUAUGCAGACACACGCUGCUUAAGGCCUUCAGGUACCACUUCCCCAACGAGUGAGAACCCAUCUCAGCCCCCUCAACAUUCAGCCAUUCACCCAUUUGAUCCGGAGGGAAGAACAGUGCCAAAUGUAAGAGGAGGAAGAAUGAAAAUACAUGGAUACCAGGAGCCUACACCUCCCCCACGGCCUCUGAAGAUGCUGCCAAAGCAGUAUCAGCCCCUUCCUCCAGAGCCAAGAAUAAGCAGCCAGGUCUUGCACAAGAGGAACACGCUCAGCCGAGAUCCCACCUUUCCAAUAUCAGCAAAAGUCACAAGACAUUCAUCUGUCAAGGAAUCAAAUAAAGCACCUGGAAGAGAGCAAGUUGCAAGUUUGGGGAAAAAACCUGAAGUACCUUUUCAAGCACAUAAGCAUCAUCCUGAAGCCAGCCCUCAAUGUACACGGAACUCUAAAAAUAUUUCCAGAUCAGGUUCCACAUUAAGCGUAGAUAAUUUGACAGUGAAGAAGCCACCACCUCCUACAUCAUAUGCACCAUGCAAAAAUAAAUCAAAACAUUUGCUUGUAGAACAGGAAAUGCAAUCUCUUACCAAACCCACUGAAAAGGAUUUAAACAAAUGUGAGUGGUACGUUGGAGAAUAUGAUCGCCAUAAAGCAGAGAAGAUCCUGUUACAGAAAAACACUGAUGAGACAUUCUUGGUUAGAGAUUGUUCAAAGAAAUCAAAGGCUGAACCAUACGUUUUGGUUGUUUAUUAUGGAAGAAGAGUAUACAACAUUAAAGUACGAUUUCUGGAAGAAAGCCAACAAUAUGCCUUGGGAACAGGGCUCAGAGGAGAGUGUAAAUUUAAUUCCGUGGAAGAGAUCAUUGACUUCUACAAAUCCGUUCCCAUAACGCUCAUUGACGGAAAGGAUCAGUCAGGAAACCACAGAGAACAAUGCUACCUCACACAUCCAUUCAAGUCAUGCUGACCCUUUCUUCCUCACUGUUGCUGAUUCAUCCCUACAGAUAUAAAUAGAACACUUCUUGAAACGUCCCAAAAAUCAGAUUCGGCUCUUGAACAAGGAGCUCCCCAAAACAUAAUGAAGAAUUACAGAUCUACUCCAUUUUUUGACUGUUGCAUUUUCACUUCAGGGAUACAAGUAAAGAAUGUGUCAACAUAUUCAUUCACAGGAAUGUGUUGAGACCGACUCCUGAUACUUUGACAAUGACUGACCAGUUUG
Passer domesticus (house sparrow) is the source of this 1818-nucleotide messenger RNA. RefSeq names its product cytokine dependent hematopoietic cell linker (gene CLNK). Bases 286 to 1566 code for a protein of 426 amino acids. The transcript is spliced from 19 exons. NCBI's taxonomy places the organism in Eukaryota, Metazoa, Chordata, Aves, Passeriformes, Passeridae. Gene Ontology annotation, biological process: intracellular signal transduction; cell surface receptor protein tyrosine kinase signaling pathway. The record is from RefSeq and is a predicted model, not a curated record.